ACACUCUCACUACCCUCUGCUCAACAAAACGAAUCAUAUCUUUUAGCCUUAAAUAUUAUUCGUCAACUUGCACCGAUCCCACUACACAAACACUCCACCUCCGGUAUAUAAGAAGCAAAGGACAAUAAUUCUCUUACCAUCCCUCAGCUUCUUCUUUUCCCUAAGCUUCUCUGCCAUAUCCCAACGUCCAUACCCCCCAUUCUCUGUCCCAAACUAACUGAAAAUAAUGGCCUCAAGCUCUCGCACGACGGCACAUGGCUUUUACUCAUCCUGGACAAUAAGGGAAAACAAGAAAUUUGAGGAGGCAUUAGCCUUCUAUGACCAGGACACACCAGACCGCUUUGAGAACGUGGCGAGGGCUGUUGGUGGUGGGAAAACAGCGGAGGAAGUAAGAAGGCUCUAUGAGUUACUGGUGCGAGAUGUCAACCAAAUCGAAGCUGGUCAAGUACAAAUACCCCUCUACAAGAACGUUGGAUAUAAUGGCGGACCACCAGAGGCAAUAUCCUACUUGCUGAAUAUCUCCUCUACGAAAUCAUUCCAGUGUAAAAUGCUCAAGAAGAAUUUAAAGCUUCAGUAAAAAGUUGUCUGGAAUGCGUAUAAACAGAAACAAGUUCUGUGCAGAUGCAGAUAAAAGUGAAAUGUGUGUGCUACUGAAUCAGAACAGCACACGUCAAAAUGUAAUAAAUGAAUAGUUCCAGCUAGAAUACUGUUGUAAUUUAGCCAAAAACUGUACCUGCCUCAUGCGGAAUCCCUUUUGAAAUGGCAUACACCAUAUUUAAUCGCU
Molecule: messenger RNA, 784 nt
Organism: Cucurbita maxima (winter squash)
Lineage: Eukaryota; Viridiplantae; Streptophyta; Magnoliopsida; Cucurbitales; Cucurbitaceae
Product: protein RADIALIS-like 4
Exons: 2
Coding region: 227-577 (116 amino acids)
Molecular function (GO): DNA-binding transcription factor activity
Source: RefSeq, a predicted model, not a curated record